Molecule: messenger RNA, 6958 nt
Organism: Linum trigynum
Lineage: Eukaryota; Viridiplantae; Streptophyta; Magnoliopsida; Malpighiales; Linaceae
Source: the annotation of a GenBank genome assembly
GACGUAAGCAGUAGAAGUUAAAAGGGGUGUUGUGGUGAAUGGUGAUACCGUUACUGUUAGUAAAAUAAUAAUAAUAAUAAUAGCGGGGGAAGUCAGCUGAAACGGCGGUGUAUUACACGUGUCGGAAUCUAACUGAGUGUGAGUGACUCAGCAGUCCUUCUACCCGGCAGCCGGUUGGGGUUGGGGGACGUGGAGACAGGCUAGUGGCCCGACAAGAGAUGCCAGAGCCGGGUGGGACUCAGGCUGACGUAAUUCGUCACGCUUCCCUAAGACAAACACGAUUUAGGCAAUUAAUUAAUGCAUGAUUUAAUCUGGGGAUUUGUCAGUGUAUGAGUUUAGGGUUUGAUUAACAUAAUAAUAACAAAGGUUCCCACGUCGGAUAAAUAAAUAUCUUGUUUAAAUAUAGAAGGAAAUCCUUGUUACUCUGAGACGAGUUUGAGUUUUUUUUUUUUCCCGAGUAAUAUCAGAAAGAAAGUUAGAACAAACACUACUCAAACGCCCUCCCCACCCCGCUAACAAACCAACCUAUAAAGUCAAACGAAGCUUGAUGAUGAGGAGAAUGCUCCACAAGAUUCUCCCUUGUUGUUGAGUCUGUUGUAGUGGACCGUUGCCACUCCCCUGUAUUUGCUCUAUGCUGUUACUUAAUAUCCGCUGCUCAGUUUCAUCUCAUUGUAUUAUAAAAGUUGAAUCUCAAUAAUAGAAAUCUCACGUUGUGAGUUCCUUUCAUGGUAUCAGAGCUCUCUUUGCUCUAACGAGCUCCGCUACAUCCCUUCCUCUGAUUUCUUUUUACCUGUUAUCAUGGCCACAGAGACGACAUCUUCUCCUUCUUCUACCUCUGUUUCUGAUGCCUCUGCUUCCAUUCCCACCUCCUCGCUGUCGCUUCCUGCCAAUCCCUAAUUAAGCAUCAAACUUACCCCAACCAAUUAUCUUCUUUGGCAUGCUCAAAUCACUCCUCUCCUUCGCUGUCACCGCCUCAUGGGUCACGUUGAUGGCACGUUCUCUGCUCCUCCCCAACUCGUCGAUGGCCAGCCCAAUCCGGCCUAUUAUCAAUGGUAUGAGCGCGACCAGUACGUUCUGAGCUGGAUCAAUUUUUCUCUUUCCGAGGCUGUGUUGCCCAUCGUGGUUAACAAAUUCACCGCCUAUGCUGCGUGGUCGGCCCUGGCCACGAUCUAUGCCUCUGGUUCCAAGGUUCAAGUUCGUCAUCUCUCCAAAGCCCUGCAUCAGCUCCGCCGCGGCGAUACCUCCAUUCACGACUAUCUACAAGAUGCAAAAACAAAGGCCGAUCAAUUGGCUGCUCUUGGUUCUCCCGUCAACAAUGACGACCUUACGGGCUGGAUUCUCGAUGGCCUCGGUGAAGAUUACCGGCCGUUUGUUCGUCACAUUGAAGCCCGUCUCGAGCCCAUCAGUUUCGAAGAUCUCCACUCCUUGCUCCUCAGCGAAGAGCUUCAGAUCAAGCGGUUCUCUGCUCGAUCGGAUUCUCCUUCCCCUGCUGCCUUCUAUUCAAACGCCGGUGGUUUCCGCGGCAGAGGCGGACGUGGGCGUGGUCGAGGUUUCCCUCGCGGUGGCGGUCGUCUUUAUUCUCACCCCAAUUUGUUUGUUCCCUCUGUUGGCAGGUCAAACGCGGUGGGAGGUGGUGUUCUUGGGCCUCGGCCCGCUGGUGUGCUGGUUACAUGUCACAAUUGUGGUGGGAGAGGGCAUAUUAAACCCAACUGCCCAAGCCCACUCAUAUCCCCCACUCUCUCGGCCCAUUCCGCAUCAUCUACUGGGCAGGCCUCUCAUAACCCCUUUCCCAGCCCACAUACCCAUUUUGCAUCUUCCUCAGCCCACGCCUUUAACCCACAGCAAUGGUUAUUGGAUUCGGGUACAAAUCAUCAUUUGACGUCUGAUUUAGACAAUCUUGCUCAUCAUUCCGAGUAUAAUGGCACUGAUCAGGUCACGUUUGGCAAUGGUAACUCUCUUCCCAUCUCUCAUUCUGGUGCUUCUAAAACUUCUUUAUCUCAUUUUCCUAUUUCCUUGGAUAACAUUCUUCGUGUUCGUAAUGCCCCUUUCAAUCUCCUUUCCAUUAGCUCUCUUACUCGUACUAAUCCGAUCUCCAUCGAAUUUUUUGACACUCUUUUUGUCAUCAAGGACCGAAGCACGGGGAAUGAGCUCUACCGCGGUUAUGCCGUCGAUGGUCUUUAUGCACUUCCUCUUCAAAUUUCUCGCCGGCUUUCCCCGCUUGCUUGUGUGGCUACUUUGCAUGUUUGGCAUCAACGUCUCGGUCACGCCAAUGAACGUGCUGUCAAGCAAGCUCUUAGUCAUCAUCAAAUAAAAUUUCUUUCUAAUUCUCCUUCACUAUGUCAUGGUUGUUCCGUUAGUAAAAUUCACAAAUUGCCGUUUUCUUCAUCCACAUUUUGUGCUUCUGCUCCUCUCGAACUGGUUUGUAGUGAUGUUUGGGGCCCUGCCCCUACUCUUUCUUACGAUGGCCAAUCCUACUACAUCCUUUUCUAUGAUCAUUAUAGCAAGUUUUCAUGGAUCUAUUUCGUUCGAUACAAGUCUCAAUUGCUUAGUGUUUUCAACCAAUUUCGCCAACUAGUUGAAAAGUUUUUUGGAACCCCCAUCAAAACCUUUCAGUCUGAUUGGGGUGGUGAGUAUCAAGCGUUAUCCACGUACUUACGCGAUAAUGGUAUUGCUCAUCGCUCUUCCUGUCCUUAUACCCCUGAGCAGAAUGGGUGUGCUGAACGCAAGCACCGUCACAUUGUGAAUAACGGCCUUGCUCUUCUUCAUCAUGCACACGUUCCUCAAAAAUAUUGGUCUCUCGCCUUUGACACUGCCUGCUAUCUCAUAAAUCGCACUCCCACGCCCUUGCUCGAUCAUGAUUCCCCAUUUCACUUCCUUUUCAAACGUCUUCCUGAUAUCUCCAAUCUUCGUGUCUUUGGCUGUCUUUGUUAUCCUUGGCUUCGCCCUCUUACAUCCAAUAAACUAGACCCUCGUUCUCUCCCGUGUGUUUUCCUUGGUUAUAGUAAAUUCCAUAAGGGUUACCGUUGCCUUCACAUUCCUACUGGUCGCAUCUAUAUCAAUCGCCAUGUACUAUUUGAUGAAUCCCGAUUUCCUUUUGCUGAACUCAUUUCCCCCCAUUCACCCACUGUUUCUCUCCCAUCCCCCAGCCCAAUAAUUCUCCCAUCCCUACCCACCAUUCCUCCCUCCGCUACUAUUCCCAGGCCCACCAAUUCCCCAUCAACCCAGCCCACUAGCCCAGUCUACCAGCCCAAUACAGAACCCAUCUCUCCGCCCCUCAAUCAGCCCGUUCCCGACCCCACUUCCCAGCCCCUGACCCAGCCCGUACCCGACUCCACUUCCCAGCCCCUAACCCAGCCCGAUCCAGACCCCAAUACCCAGCCCAGCCCAGAUCCCAUACCCGACCCAUCCUCUUCGUCCGCUUCCCCUGCUCCGCCAGCCUCACACACUCGACGCCUCAUCUCACCGGCUGCUCCUCUUCGCUCUCCUCCACCCACGCCAUUGUUGCAAUAUCACCGCCGCCGCCCUCCCCUCACAUCGGCCGCCCCUGUCUCUCCUGUUUCCUCCUCUUUUCGUCCCACACCACUUCCUCCUCCGCGCCCUCUAGCCCCCCGCCCUCGAUUCACCACCUCCCCUCGUCCUCUCCCCAUAACCAACCCCACCAGCUCCCUCCAUCCUAUGGUUACCCGAAUUAAGACUGGCCACCUCAAACCGAAAGCCCUUCUCUCCCACCUUCCCACUGAUGAUACACCUCGCACCGUGGCUCAAGCCCUUCGCCUACCCCACUGGCGCGCCGCGAUGUCUGACGAAGUUUCAGCCCAAAUCCGCAAUCACACCUGGGACUUAGUUCCCGCGCCGCCAGAUUGCAACAUCCUCUCCAAUAAGUGGGUGUACCGCACGAAGAUUCAUCCUGAUGGCAGUCUUGAUCGCCAUCGUGCUCGGCUAGUUGCUCGUGGGUUCGAGCAAAUUCCAGGACUGGAUUUCGAUCAGACGUACAGCCCGGUCCUCAAACCGGCCACUCUCCGUCUGAUUCUUGGUCUUGCGGUGACACAGGGUUGGCCCCUUCACCAAAUUGAUGUCGCUAAUGCGUUCCUUCAUGGACAGCUGCAGGAAACUGUGUAUAUGCAGCAGCCACCGGGAUUUGUUGACCCCGACAGGCCUGAUUAUGUUUGUCGACUUCGCAAAUCGAUUUACGGUUUGCGCCAGGCGCCACAGACUUGGUUUCAAUGUCUGGCAGCAGCACUCGGCAGGUUCGGCUUCUCAACUUCACGUACUGAUCCAUCGCUAUUCAUAUACAAGUCCUCGGCCGUGCGCCUCUAUAUGUUGGUGUAUGUUGAUGACAUUGUCAUCACCGGAAAUGACAACUCCACAAUUCAGCGACUGAUGGUGUUUCUUCGAGACAACUUUGCCCUCCGUGAGAUGGGUGCUCUGUCUUAUUUUCUGGGUAUUGAAGUUCAUCGGACCUCCUCCGGCAUUGUUCUCAGCCAACGCAAGUUCAUCCUUGACUUGCUCGACCGUGCCCAUAUGUCUACCGCCAAUCCCAUCUCAACUCCUUGCACCCUCGACAUCAUUCAACAGGCUGCCCAGGACAACUCCCCUCUCUUUGCUGAUCCAUCCCUCUAUCGAAGCCUGGUUGGUGGCCUCCAAUACCUUAGUUUCACGCGGCCGGAUAUCUCUUUCGCCGUCAAUCAUGUCUCUCAAUAUCAACAUGCCCCUACUGACACUCACUGGGCUGCUGUCAAGCGGAUUCUACGCUAUCUCCGAGGAACUAUUGAUCGCGGUAUGGAAUUUUCUCGGUCUUCAUCUCUCCAUAUCCAUGGUUACUCUGACUCUUCUUGGGCGAGUUGUCCAAAGGAUCGUAAAUCAAUUACCGGGUUUGCAGUCUUCUGCGGAUCAAAUCUGAUCUCCUGGUCCACUCGGAAACAAAAGGCUGUCGCUCGCUCAUCCACAGAAUGCGAGUACCGCGCGCUGGCCACGCUAGCUUCUGAAGUGCUCUGGCUGCGUAACUUACUUCACGAACUCGGCCAAUCUAUUCCUGCACCUCCGGUCCUAUGGUGUGAUAACCUUGGAGCUACGUUCCUGGCUCACAAUCCGGUAUUUCACAAUCGAUCUAAACAUAUGGAGAUUGAAUUUCACUUCGUUCGUGAUCAUGUAAGCAAGGGUCAACUGCGUGUUCAUUUUCUUCCCGCGACUGAUCAAUUGGCCGAUGUGCUCACCAAGCCUCUGCCUCGUGUGUCCUUCACACGGUUUUGCUCCAAAUUUCGACUCACCGAGCCUCAAUUUGCGGGGGCGUGAUGAUGAGGAGAAUGCUCCACAAGAUUCUCCCUUGUUGUUGAGUCUGUUGUAGUGGACCGUUGCCACUCCCCUGUAUUUGCUCUAUGCUGUUACUUAAUAUCCGCUGCUCAGUUUCAUCUCAUUGUAUUAUAAAAGUUGAAUCUCAAUAAUAGAAAUCUCACGUUGUGAGUUCCUUUCAAAGCUAACUCUAGCCGAGACAGCAACAGGGCUUUACGCGCCAUUCUAUGGGCAGCCCAGUUGGCAGUCCGCGGAACCGCCUUAAAUUCUAUACAAAGAGACAAAGAUCCAAGGAUACUCCUACAAUCUCUAAGAAUGGGGCCACCCACGGAAUCCUCCACUGCACCAAGGCUAAGCUGACGGAUGACCACAACCGCAUCUCCCUCAAUGAUGACACGAGGCAGAUUUCUAGAACCUGCAAGAGAGAUCGCAUCCCUUGCUGCAAGGAGCUCUGCAAGGUACGGGUCUGAAAUCCCUGGAUGCUGGAAACCUGAGGCAAGCAGAACAUGACCGUCCGAGCCACGAACCACAAGACCAGACGAGUUUGAGUUAACCAUUCCUAAAAAAAAAAAAAGGUUUGAGUUAACCAAUUUAGUGAAACGGUGACGUAUUGGGGAUAGUUUUAGGAAUCAGGAUAGGAAUAGAAGAGAAAACCAGAGGAAAGAAUGGCAUGAAUCUAUGAGCUGCAAUGGCUGUGUUUGGGGAAUGUUUCGAUGUAUCUUGUAAUGGGUUCGUCAGCAGAAAUAAUGGUGGAGGUAUAAGAGGUAAAGGAUGUGUGGAGGGAAAAUUUAUUAACAUCGCAAUGAUUUUCUUUUUUCCGUUGUAAACGAUAUGUUAAUUUGACUAUAGGAUGUUAAUACUAUCAUUUAUAAGAAUGUUUUUAUAACAUUCACAAUCGACUAAACGAGCGAUGGAUGCUCUGUAGUCAUUGUAUGAACACAAUGCUACCCUUAUUUACAAAAUUGCUAUUAUAUUCAUUCAAUGAUCAAGAAACGAAUGCUUGACACUUGAUCGGGGCCGACUUGUGAAUAUUGUAAGAACGGUUCCUAAAAAUGGCGUUGCGCAAACCCUAGUCGGAUUGCUGGCGCAUGCUGCUACUUAAGUUUGGUAAUGCCAAGAGCUAAUCACGGGGUCAAGUUGCAUGGUAAACGAAAUAUCCAACUCUUAACUUCAAGCAAAGAAUCGAUUUUGUUUUUGAUUACGCAAGUGGUAACCUUCCCCCAUAUCCCUUUUCGUUUUCAGAGGACAAAUUUUGUGGACCUGAAAAAAAUAAAUAAUUGACUGAUCAAAUAGUAGAACAAAGAAAAAAGUAGGAAAAUGUUGAAUGCACAUUAAUUAGAUAGAGAGUGCUACUUGAACAUCAAAGGACAAAGAUACAGUGACCUGACCUGACCAAGAUGUGAGAACCUAACAAAAACAGUUGAAGGCUAAGCACCCAAGUUUGAUCAAGUUCAUCGGGAAGACGUACAGCACAUCGACUAAUUGACAUCUACUCUUGCCAAAUUCAUCAACAAGACACCGAAAUGUCAUGGCAGCGUCAAGGAUCUGGAUCCACUCUAGUGGAAGUUGUUUCAACUCCGAGAUUUUAUGAUUCAUUCGUUUCAGUGAUCUCGACGUAUGAAGGUAUCAUGAAUAUGGUCUGAUAAAAAAAUAUAUGAUACUAUUAGAG